Trypanosoma rangeli is the source of this 789-nucleotide messenger RNA. RefSeq lists its product as uncharacterized. The record is from RefSeq and is a predicted model, not a curated record. The coding region runs from base 1 to 789 and encodes 262 amino acids. The transcript has a single exon. NCBI's taxonomy places the organism in Eukaryota, Euglenozoa, Kinetoplastea, Trypanosomatida, Trypanosomatidae.
AUGGCAGAGAAGGUCAUGGCCGCCAGUCCGCAGUCCUCCUCUAGUGUGUCGCUUUUUAUUCGUGACGCAGAUGCCGUAGCCCCAGCGUUUGCACCGAUUCGAGUCAAUGGCGACAUCACUCUGCAGGAGCUGGCGGAGGAGUACUGCAUCAGCAGUGUGUUGGAGUGCGACUCCACAGGCUGCGUUCAGCCAAGGGCGGUGGCAUUGGAUUCGCCUUUAGAUGUUUUGCAUGGCGGGCGGUAUUACAUCGCCAGACGUGAUCUGCCGCGUGUGGGACGCUCACCACGAGUGACAUUUCGUGGGAAGAUUACGGUGGAGGAGUUUGAGGCAGACCACGCGCUCGGACAGAAGCAGCAGCAGAGGGAAAAGGAAGAGAGGAACAGUGGUCCUGCCACUCUAGCUCUGGGCACAACAAAGGCUGCUCCUUCUGCUCCGAUGCAUGCAACGAAGCGGAACCGCCGUGAACGCGAUGAGGACGACGGUGACAUUGACGAUUGUGGCAAUAUGAAGGAUGUGGAAGAUGAUGGCGAUGGGAACCUAGUCGACGGUCUGGAUCUGUCCCAGUAUACGUUUGUGCCGUUCCUGGGCGACCUCUACGGGGAUGGUCGCAAGGCGAUGAUUCACCUUGUAGAUGUCAAGCCACUGUGUGAAAAUGUGGAGAGCGACGAGCUCAUGUUCGCUGAACGGCACGCUCAAGCGGAGAAGAUCUUGGCGGGGGCGAAGCAGAUGCUUCUUGAGCUCACUCCUGGCGGUGUUAUCGCUGAGAGUGCUGGCAUCAUUUUGUGCUGA